Molecule: messenger RNA, 432 nt
Organism: Mesorhabditis spiculigera
Lineage: Eukaryota; Metazoa; Nematoda; Chromadorea; Rhabditida; Rhabditidae
Source: the annotation of a GenBank genome assembly
AUGGUCGAAGAUCUCGAGGUUUUCAAGGUGAUCGGGUUGAUCAAUACGGGCCUCACUUAUAUUACAAAUAUUCUGCUCAUUUAUGUAAUAGUUCGAUUUUCACCACGAGCCCUGGGCACCUAUCGCUACCUCGUCAUAACAUUUGCCGUUUUUGACAUUCUGUAUUCGACUAGUCAUGCGCUAUCAAAUCCGGUAGCCUACGUAUACCGCCACGCAUUUGUCAUUUUUGCCACCGGUCCUUUUACGGGUCAACUCGUAUCGCUGGGAUAUGGUGCCUUCUUCUUUGCCUUGUCGUUGAGCCUCCUUGCCGGGCAUUUCUUAUACAGAUAUCUACUAGUUUGUAGAGAAGAAUGGAUGUUCAUCUUCAACAACAAACGUUUCCUCCCCAUCCUGAUCUUCACCUGGCUGAGCACCGGCUUCGUCUGGGCCUUC